Molecule: messenger RNA, 2597 nt
Organism: Aspergillus homomorphus CBS 101889
Lineage: Eukaryota; Fungi; Ascomycota; Eurotiomycetes; Eurotiales; Aspergillaceae
Product: ubiquitin C-terminal hydrolase family protein
Exons: 5
Coding region: 1-2301 (766 amino acids)
Biological process (GO): protein deubiquitination
Cellular component (GO): cytosol; nucleus
Molecular function (GO): cysteine-type endopeptidase activity; cysteine-type deubiquitinase activity
Source: RefSeq, a predicted model, not a curated record
AUGAGUGGUAUACACAAAUUUCUCACCAGGCGUGAGCGAAACAAUAAAGAUGGAAAACAUGCGAAAGACGAGGCGUCAAAUGUCCUGUCCCGUCCUCACUUUCGAGGCCUCUUCUCAUCAGAUAAAAUUCCUCCCACAGACGCAAGCGAAGAACAAAAGAAGAUUAAGAUUCUGGAGCAACGUGUCGCGCGGCUCGGCAUUACUGGUCUGAAGGAAGAACACUUCGUGUAUGCGAUUCAGUCCGAACAUGCGCAAGGCGAUGUGGACAAAGCUUUUGAGUUGCUUUUACUCUUGGAGGACUCGAUCGAGGGUAUAAUACGGGGCUAUACACCAAGCACUAAACUGCGCGGCGCAGUGAAUCGCGAAGGCGUUACUUGCUAUCUGGAUGCUCUACUCUUCGCGAUGUUCGCCCGGCUGGACUGCUUCGAAGCUAUUCUCUAUAAAUCUUUCAACGAUGAGUCCCGUCGGAAACUUUCAAUUUUACUAAGGCUCUGGGUCAACAUGCUGCGAUCCGGAAAGCUUAUAACCACCGAUCUUACGAAACACUUGCAGGAUGCACUCGCCGAAUGCGGUUGGGAAGAUGCAGCGAGACUACGGCAGCAGGACACGUCCGAGGCAUUUACCUUCAUCACAGAAAAGCUCGAGCUUCCACUCCUCACACUCAAAAUGGAUAUCUACCACACAGGAAAGGAAGACGUCAGCGGCGAUCAUAAAUUUGUCAAUGAAAGGUUGUUAGAGGUCGCGAUCCCAGAGCCUGUCGACGGCGACACGGUUACACUGGAAGACUGCUUGGAGUCAUACUUCAACAACAAAAUUGAGGUGAAACGCUAUAUGGAACGGCGCCAUACGUUUGGCUCGACUAAGUCUCUGGAUUCCCUUUCCAAAGGUUGCACAACCCACGUCGAGGAAGUCAGCACCCCGCUAUCACCUUCUUCCAGCCAGCCACCCUCGCCGCGCUGGGAUGAAAUGACACCCGUGAACUCGUUGACAGAGGUCAUCGAAUCAGAUCCUCCUCCCUCCUAUCGUCGCAACAGCAUUCUUCAAGAAAGAUUCAUACCCGAUGCAGAGAAUGGGACGGACAAGGAUAGCGUGCUUACAUCUCAACGACGAGGUUCCUAUCGGAAAGAAGUGAUGAUGCCUGCGUGGCAAUUUUUUAGUCUGAUACCGUGGUAUACGGACAACACACCGACUAAUGACGCCCAAGUCGCCGCGCAUUUCUCUUCUAAGCGUCCAAUGCUUGGCAUGUGCCUGAAACGCUAUUCUAUGCUGCCCAAUGGCAAAGCAGUGAGACUGAACAUAUUUGUUGAUAUUCCAACUGAGAUUGGGCUGCCUCAUUUCAUCAAGGAUGAUAACAUGAAUGAGGAAGGCCCGAUCUAUGGGAAUUUCAAGCUAUCGCUGCAAGCAAUGGUCUGCCACCGGGGAACCUCAGUGGAUUCAGGACACUAUAUUUCCAUUGUCAGGGGCACCAGCGCUGGAGCACCUCCAGCCAGCUCUCAUGGAUCGGAAGAUGACACCUUCUCGGACACCCCCAAAUAUUGGAUGAGGUUUGAUGACCUAGCAAGCGAGCGAGUUACGUUGAUCGACAUUGAGCAUGCAUUAAAGACUGAAUCACCUUAUCUCUUGUUCUACCAGAUUUUACCCAUCCAUGAAGAUGCAGCGGCAGCUAACUUAGGUCAUAAGCCGCCGUCAUCGGAAACUUCCAGGGACUCACAUGAUUCAGAUGCGGUCAACAUGCAUAGGAAGUUACAGACACUUGCUCUGGAUAAUACAAUCAUCGAUGGCAUGGAGGGACACAGAUCCAGUCGGCCCAGUUUCGAAAUUACCAGCCCAGAUCAAGCCGAGCCUACACCUGUGGAACAUAAUGGAAGGAAGCAAAGCGUGACAUUUUCCGAAGCUUUUGAGCCCGGCGUCCAGAUGCGGUCUGUUCCGUCGACUUCACCUAGGCUGACGCCUAGAGAUGACGAAGGCAGGAACUCAUUUUCCUUCUCUCGACGCAGUUCCAGGGCAACAAGGAGCAAUCCUGGAAGCCGUACUGGGAGUCAAGCCAGUGAAAACAGGAUCAGCUUUAGCUUCUCGCGGUUUACUGGUCGACUCAGUCGGGAAAAGUUCGCUGAGGGCGAAGAUGAAGACUUAACGGAGAACGAGCUUGGCCCAAAUGAUCGACUCCCACCGCCAAACAUUGAACGCAAGGACAGAAGCCCAAGGCGGACUCGAGACUCAGAACGAUAUCGGGAUAAGCUCAAAGACAAAUCUCGCGAUAAGAUCGGACGGAAAUUGGACCGGGAGUGCACAGUUAUGUGAAUCGGUCAUCUAUGACGUAUUUAGACUUGUUGCAUUUCUCUUACACCACUGUUUCUCAUUUUUUGUACAGCAUUAUCUCUGGAUUCGAAGGUUGCAUGGUUGGCAGGGCAAGGCAGGAGGUCAUUAAUACUUAGCGAUGAUGCAUGGUUUAUGUGUUAUGAAGAGUCUGGGAUUUGAAGAUACGUCGGCGUUAGAUAGACAGCAUACCAAGACAGCAGAGUAAUAGUUCUAGCUAGCCUCUAUAGCUUAGCUAUGGCGAGGCGAGCUAAUGUUUAAUAUGGUGAUGUUGGCUUCUU